UCUGUUCACAAAAAUUCAAAAUGGUCACACUUUUUUUCACUUGAAAGACUCAAUAAAACCAAAACUAAGGUGAAGUCAUCUAUAUUCUUUCAUCAGAAUUGACUUUGUCUGUUCAUCACUUUUAUUUUCUCUCAUUCAUGGAUUUUCAACGUGAUGGAAGUCUUGGAUCAAAUUCUGGUCAAGAGAAUGGAAAAAAAUUGGUUUGUCGACAUUCUUUUGAACGAGUAAUCGAGAAACUAGAAGAGGUGUUUAGUCAAAUGCCAAAAUCGAAAAAUCACGUGAUAGAGCAAUUAAGUGAGAAGAUAGGGCUGGAUGCUACACAAGUCAAGAUUUCGUUUGAUAACAAAAGACGCUCUAUAGAGGCCCAAAGAGAUAUUGAAGAACGGGAGAUUAUUCAUUUGAAAAACAAAAGAUUGUAUGCAGAGAACUUGCAAAUGUGUUUCGAGUUAAAGAAACGAUUUUGUGCUACUUGCAAUAAUCCUGAGCAACAACGAACAAUCCUACAAGACUUGCAAAAUGAAAAUGCUAUAUUAAGAGAAGAGAUUACGAUGAUAUCCAAUGUGAUUGACCGUUUUAAAGAAGACCCUGAAGGGUACUUGUUCUUACUCCGACAAGAUUAUCUGAAUAACUACAAUGAUCCAAAUGGCCUAGAUUUGGAGCUCCGGUUGGAAUGUUACAAUGAUCCAAAUGGCCCAGAUUUGGAGCUCAGAUUGGGAUGAAAGGGUUAAGUGGUAUUCAACUAGUUUUUUUAGUAUUCUCUUCAAGUAUUAUCUAGCAACUGUUUUGUAGAACUUGGGUUUCAAUUAUCAUUUUCUUCUUGUAUUUA
Lycium barbarum (goji berry) is the source of this 826-nucleotide messenger RNA. RefSeq names its product homeobox-leucine zipper protein PROTODERMAL FACTOR 2-like. NCBI's taxonomy places the organism in Eukaryota, Viridiplantae, Streptophyta, Magnoliopsida, Solanales, Solanaceae. The record is from RefSeq and is a predicted model, not a curated record. Gene Ontology annotation, molecular function: DNA binding. The transcript is spliced from 4 exons. The coding region runs from base 138 to 719 and encodes 193 amino acids.